CGUGGCUCGCAGCGUUUGGUUCGUCGUGCGCGAGAUUCGAAUUUAGAAUUGCCUUUCGGCUUUGCCUCUGCAGCAUCCGAGAAGGUAUAAAUUUCAGCUGGCAGCGGAGUCAGCAAUCAGCUAGCUGGCGAUGUUUUUUUGUCAACCUGCGAUUUAUGUGGCUAAUUAGAACAAGAAGAGGCGGCCCAUUAGUGCGUGACUCUCGAAUGCUGCGCAUCCGUAUCCGUCAGGUUGCGUGUGCCCCGCCCCCUCGCCCCGAGUAGGGAAAAACAAAGAGAGAAAAUAAAAAAACGAAUAACACACUCCAGUCAUCAAAACACUCGAGAAAAACUGGGAGAAGCGGAAUCCCAAAAAAUCUGCAGUGCGAAAAAAGGAAAAUUAAAAUUUCGGGCAAAGCGGAUUACGGGCGGAGCCACAACAGCCGUAGGCGGCAAAGGAAAAGUGUGCGGGAAAAACAACAACAAACAACACUCGAAUUGGAAAGUGAAUGUGCGGAAAGUGCGUAGAACAGAUAAACACGAGUGAGGAAGUAAAUCAUAUGGAAAUUUGAACGCGUCACGCCGGCUCAUUAACGUGCGUUUGUGUGCGUGUUGUCCAUCAAUUAAUUCAAGCAUAAUAGCGCCAGUCAGUUUUCGCACUUUAAGCGGCAAAAAACCACCAACGGCAGCAGCAGUUGGAAAACCAAAGAGAUAAAAAAUAAAGAAAAAACCCAUAAAAGGUCACGCAGAGCUCACAAAGAAACAGGCGAAAUUAAUGACACAAUAACACACUGCGGUUUCAUUUGUAGUGGUCAGUAUCUGUGUAUCCCUGCUUCGGUGGCAUAGUGUAUUCCCAGAGUGGGCGCAACAGUUCCUCGGUAUAUCACAAUAUAUAUAACGGUAUAUAUGUAUAUGUGAACCCCCCUGAUCAGUUCGGUCGCGUGGCGCAAUAAUUUAUCACAAUUGUCAUCGGGCGAGUGAAAGUGCAGCAUCCACAAGAUACGAGAUACAAAUUGUUUAUGCAGACAUCUUCCCAAAUACGGGUCAGUGCAUUAGAACAAUAGCUGCGAGCAGCAAAAGUUGUUGAUAAAGGGAAAACAUAAAUUAAAGUUACCAGUUUUCCCAGUUGCCAACUCGCCAGUCGCCAGUCGCCAGUGGCCAGUGGCCAGUUGGAGGCCUUGAAAGUUCCUCCGCCUGUUGGAUUAGCAAGCGCAAGAAGCCCGGGGAUUCCACAACCGCCAAUCUGCCGAAAAAAGGAAUGCCAUAAAAGGGCAAAUAAACAUGUAAAAGCACAUUAAACGAUGCUGCCGACUUGAUCUGAGUCUGAGACCCACGGACAUGCAUUCAUUGGUGAAUGUCUGGUGAAAUGCUUCUUUUAUGGGCGCAGAGUACAUUGGCGCUUCAUUAAAGCCAAAGGCAGAAGCGGAAGCGGAAAUAGCCUCGCGGCCAUUACAAGGAGACGCGUGUUUAUUGGCGCCAGGACACACGCGCUCAACUGCAGUUUCUGCAACAUUCGGUACUCCUUUUGCACUUCUCUGCGUUUCUUUGACACUCCGGUCAAAUUGAAGUUUGCCACAUAAAUGACGAGACGUCCUCGCGUUUGGCACAACGCACCGCAAGCACAACAAAAUGACAGCCAUGCAGCUUUUAAUAACAGCAACGACAAGGACAACAGCAGGAGUAGCAAUCGAAAUGGGAUCCGAGACCGAAGCGGCAACCAUGCAAAGGACAUACCGGCAGGAGCAGCCCGACAACACACACCGAAAAUCACGGACGAGAUGCCCGGACAAUGGGAAAGCGAUUUGGGCUGUCGGCUUGGCGCUGGCCCUGCUCACUUGCCUGCAGCUGAAAGCAGUUUCCGCGGACGAAGAGUCACAGGAUUUUCAAAGGAACAUACCCGCUCGAUUGGUUUGGGCCGCUCUGGGCAAGACUGUGGAGCUGCCCUGCGACUUGACGCCGCCCACGGCGCAGGAUUCGGUGAAGCUGCUGCUCUGGUUCAAGGACACCACGGGCAUUCCCCUGUACAGCCUGGACUCGCGGGGCGGAAACGUGAAGGUGGCACCACAUGCGGCCAUAGCUAGCGAUCUGGGCCAGCGCCUGUUCUUCAGCAUCGGCGAUAAUCCCAAGGAUUCGCGACUGCAGAUCAACGAUGUAAAGCCGGAGGAUGGCGGCGUUUACCGAUGUCGCGUUGACUUCUUCAAUUCCCCGACGAGAAACUUCAGGCACAACCUGACCUUAGUUGUGCCCCCCGAUGAGCCGCGCAUCUUCGAUGCCCAAGGCAAGGAGAUUGCCCAGAUGGCAGGACCCUUUCGCGAGGGCUACGAGCUUUUCCUCUGCUGUCAGGUGAAAGGAGGACGCCCGCCACCCAAGGUCACCUGGUGGCGCGACAACACCGAGCUAAUCGGCACCAGCCACACCUCGGUAGAGGAGGGCGCCACCGUGAUGGUGAAUCAGCUGCUGAUUGGAACCACCACGCGCGACUUCUACGGCGCACGCAUCGAAUGCCGGGCUGGGGGCACACGACUGGUGGAUCCGGUCCGCAAGGAUGUCACCGUGCAGGUUCACUUAAAACCUGUUCGAGUAAAGAUCAUAACGCCAAACGAUCUGCUGACCGCCGGACAGCCGAUGCCCAUUCGCUGCGAAUCCUGGGGUUCCUAUCCGGCAGCCAAGAUCACCUGGCUGCUCGAUGGCGAGCCCAUUCGCAACGCCGAGGUCACCGUGCACAGCGACAAGGAGGAUGGCAAUAUCACGACGAGCAUCCUGACACUGAAGGUAACUUCAGAGAACGAUAAUGCCGAGCUGACGUGUCGCGCCACGAAUCCUUGGUUCUCGGGUGGCGCCAUCGAGGACAAGCGCAUCAUCCGAGUGGCAUAUCCGCCCACGGUGUCGGUGCACUUGGCCAACGAGGAUCCCAGCCGCCUGGUGACGCGGGCCGAGGGCCAGAACGUGACGUUCAAGUGCCGGGCAGAUGCCAGGCCGCCGGUGACCGGCUACUCCUGGUUCAAGAAUGGCAUGCGAAUGUCGGGCGAGAGCACGGAAAUAAUGCACUUGACGCAGCUGGAGCGGGAGAGCGCAGGAGCGUAUGCCUGCGGAGCCACCAACACGGAGGGCGAGACCCGGAGCUCCAGCCUCACGCUCCGAGUGCAGUUCUCCCCGCGCUGUAAGUCGGGCACGGAGCAGACCUCCAUUGGAGCCGUCAGUCUGCACUCGAUUCUGGUCAAAUGCGAGGUGGAUGCCGAUCCGCCGGACUCGGUGCGGUUCAGCUGGACCUACAACAACACACGGAACGUGUCGCCGGUGCUCAACUCGAGGAUACAGUCGAACGGGCUGGCCAGCACAGUGACGUACCUGCCGCAGACGGACUCGGAGUUAAUAACGCUCGCCUGCUGGGCCAGCAAUGCGGUGGGCCGCCAGACGACGCCCUGUCUGGUGCACAUCCUCCCUGCCAAUACUCCAGAGGCGCCGAAGGCCUGCGAACUGCGCAACGACACCGUCCUGGAGGUGGUCUGUGUGGCCGGCAGCGACGGCGGCCUCUCGCAAUACUUCAUGCUGGAGGUGGUGGGCGGCGACCUGCUCUACUCCGGCGAUUCUGGGCAGGCACAGGGACAGGGCUCCAACCGGGGACAGUUCAGCGAGGCCAUUGGCCUGGGCGACAACGAGAUAUCCACGCUCAACGACCAGGCGACAUCUGCACCCAUCUUCCGCAUGCAGGAGAACAGUCCACAGUUUCGUUUGAAUAAUUUAGAGCCGGGACGUGAAUAUCAAUUUUUAGUUUACGCCGUCAACGCCAAAGGACGCAGCGAGCCGCCGGUGGUGAUUGAGAAUGUACGCGUGGCCGCCCAACUGGGACCAUAUGAUGAAUCCAUUCUAUCCGAGGACCCAACGCCCGCAGAAACGACACACCAUGGCGGCGGCGGUGCGGGCGGAAGCGGCAGCUCCAGCGGCUUGGGCACCGGCGCCAGCACGGGCAGCGGACCGGAGAAACAGUCCACCCUGCUAAUACUCGCCGCCGUUGUGGUGAUAGGCGCCGUCGUGGUGACGUCAAUUAUCGUGGCCGGCAUCGUCGUGGUCUGCCGGCAUCGUCCGCGGCCACCUGAGCCGCAGGAGGUGCGCAAGAGCAUGCGGCCGGCGCGCAGCGAUGUGCCCAGCAUGUACAUCGAGGAGGACGAACUGAAUGAGCUGGAGGAGGGCGGCGGACGAGCGGCAGAGAUUCGGGCGCGAGUAGCCCCGCCCACGGCGCAUCUUUGCGGCGGAGGCGUCGGCGUGCCUGGCGUUGGAUCCAGUGGCGGAGCCAUUGUGGGCGUGGCCGGACCGCAUCACUACAUCUCCGAGAGCUUCAUCCAGUAUGCGCAGCCCAGUCUAAACGGCGAUGUGCUGAUGCCCCUGCUCGCAACGUCGUCCGGCCAGCCUCGCAGCGUGUCCGUGGUCCUGGCCACAGCUGCUCCACUUGCUGGGAACCCCUGUUCUGGGAGCCGAAACACUGCCUGGCCGCCCAAAUACCCGGAUCUGAUAUUGCCGCGCGGCGAAUUGGAAUUUACGACCCUGGAUCCAACGCUGAAGUAAUUGUAAAAAGUAAUAAUAAACAUCUACCAUAGUGAGCCAACAACCUACACACGCCCAGCCACACACAACACACCAAACACAGACACAGGCCUCAUAAUUCACGGGCAUUUCAUUUAACAUAGCUGUAAAUUUUUAGCAUAAAUUUAAAUGCAUUAGCGUUAAAGGUAAUACGUAUUACGUUACGUUAUAUACGGGCAAGAGAUAAGGAUAAGCCAUUUUGUAAGUGUCAGAAUCAAAAUAUAUACAAUUCGGAGACAAAGCGAAGCCCUAAUAAAAACGCUACAAACUUGUAACUGAAAUCAAAAGCAAAGAAACCUGUAAAUAGCCUACAUCACACAUGAAACACCAUACACCACACACCAACACGAUAUACACACCCCCCCUGGACCCACAUAGACAUCAUUCAGAAAUCGUUGCUGUUGCACCAUCGACUGUACAUAGAGAACGGGCAAACAUUAAUCAAACUGCAUUUAAAUGUUAAAUAUUAAUUGUAAUUAAUGAACAACUAGCUAGUAAGUCAUUAGCUAAUUAAGUCGUGUGUAUCGAAAGUGUAAUUAGGACUCAUAGAGCUCGACGGCUGGCAACCAGCCGAGAGAUAUUGGUUAUCACAGCAAACGCCCAGCAAGGCAAGGAGCCAAUACAGAGCAACCGUUCAUCAGUCUCUGUCUGCAUUAGGAUAUAGGUUAUAGGAUCCAUUAGCAGUUAGAGCCCCCCUGACCGAGGGCGAAUCAAAAGUUUUCGGCGUCAGCUACACCUAUUUCUGGACCACUUUCCGGGCCACGCCCUUCGACUUCUUCUUUCCGAUCCGAUCUGACAGCCGCUAUUUAUGGCACUUCAUGAAUAUUCUAUUGCCACGAGAUGAAUAACGAAAGCCAAACGGAGCAGCGCCGCCAAGUGGGCGGCAUUCGUGUGUUCGAGUGUUCGAGUGCAUAAUGAAUAAAUGUCGAGUAAACAGCCAAUUCCCAGAGUCCACUAGAGCAGCAUCAACAAUUCCACACGCCAGAGCGGCUACCAACCACUCCACAGAGCAGCACACAAGCAACCAGAGUGAAUUCAUUGUAAAUGUUAUAAAUAACUAAAGUAACCCGCAAAGUACGGCAAGGAAAAAGUAAUAAUAAUAAUAAUAAUAAUAAUACGCCAUACAGUUUACACAAUACUCCAAUGUAAUUCGAAUUCUAAUUUCAAAUAUACAAACAUAAAGUGAAACGGCAGACUAGCAAAAUAUACAGUGCGUAUGCGUAAUAAAAUAAAUUGAAAUAUAUAUAUAUAGGUACAUACAAUUUAAAUGGAAUCAUCGGGGCACGGGCCUCGCACCCGUUCCCCGUCUCUGUCUCUGUCACUCUGGACAAAACCAAACUGAUUGUUUUAAGCAAAGUUAGAUUUAUAAAUAAAUUAAAUUUAAAAUCGACGAGAGUGUGGCGCAAAGCAAGCUCAAAACGGACAUACAUUAUAACUAAGUCGAAACUACUGAGUGUGUUAAUAAUAAU
Drosophila kikkawai is the source of this 6028-nucleotide messenger RNA. RefSeq names its product sidestep (gene side). Gene Ontology annotation, molecular function: protein binding. Lineage: Eukaryota; Metazoa; Arthropoda; Insecta; Diptera; Drosophilidae. The record is from RefSeq and is a predicted model, not a curated record.